UGGGUUCUGUCCUCACGUGACCUGAGGAGAGAUGUUUGGUAGCCCAUCUCUCAUGUAAACCUGAAGGAGAGUGGUCAGACUAAAGCCAUCUCAAGAUAAUCAAGCAAAAGAAAGAUGAGCUUCAUCUGUGGACUGCAGCUUGCGAUUAGAAACUGUGUUUUCUUCCGAUUUAAUUCACUGGCCAACUGGAGAAAAUGUAACACACUAGCAGUAACCUCGCUGGACUGUCCUCAAGUACAAAUUAAUCAUAUAGUAAAUAUAUAUCAAGGACUGGGAGUAAAUCAGUGUAAUAGGUUGGCUUUUCUGCCUGGAAACUUUCAUUUCUAUAGGACUUUUAGUAACAAAAGAACAGGAUGCCUCUCAAGUACGAAAAGUAAGGAAAUUUGGAUGAUUACCCGCAAAUGUGCUGCAUGGAAUGAGUCUUUUUCAAGACAGCUACUGAUAAAAGAAGUUCUAGUAGUUCCUGCUCUUUCAGUAUUGUGCCCUCUAAGCUAUCCUCCAUUAAGAGCUGUAAGGAAUUUCCACACUUCUCCCCGGUUUCAAGCUGCUCCAGUUCCUCUCUUACUGAUCAUUCUUAAACCAGUGCAGAAGCUACUUGCAAUCAUCGUAGGCAGGGGCAUAAGGAAAUGGUGGCAGGCACUUCCUCCUAACAAGAAGGAACUAUUUAAAGAAAGUGUAAAGAAAAAUAAAUGGAAGUUAUUCCUUGGUUUGAGUAGUUUUGGAUUGCUAUUCAUAGUGUUUUAUUUUACUCACCUGGAAGUGAGUCCAGUCACAGGAAGGAGCAAGCUACUAUUAUUGGGGAAAGAGCAUUUCAGACUUUUAUCAGAACUGGAAUAUGAAGCAUGGAUGGAAGAAUUUAAAAAUGAUAUUUUAACUGAGAAAGAUGACCGAUACCUGACUGCUAAAAAAGUGGUUUAUCAUCUAAUUGAAUGCAAUAAAGAUAUCCCAGGGAUCUCUGAGGUCAAUUGGAUUAUUCAUGUGGUUGAUUCCCCAGAUAUAAAUGCCUUUGUAUUUCCAAAUGGACAAAUGUUUAUUUUUACUGGGCUUUUAAAUAGUGUGACUGAUAUUCAUCAACUUUCCUUCCUUCUGGGCCAUGAAAUAGCACAUGUAGUACUUGGGCAUGCUGCAGAAAAGGCUAGCAUGGUUCAUUUCUUGGAUUUUCUUGGUAUGAUUUUUCUCACAAUGAUUUGGGCCCUUUGUCCUCGAGAUAGUUUGGCACUUUUGGGCCAGUGGAUACAGUCUAAAUUGCAGGAGUAUAUGUUUGAUAGGCCAUACAAUAGAACAUUGGAGGCUGAAGCUGACAAAAUUGGACUACUGCUUGCUGCAAAGGCUUGUGUAGACGUAAGAGCCAGUUCAGCAUUUUGGCAGCAGAUGGAAUUUGCACAUAACUUCCGUGGUCAUACUGAGUUGCCAGAAUGGUUAUCUACACACCCUUCUCAUGGAAAUCGAGCUGAGCACUUGGAUGGACUUAUACCUCAGGCUCUCAAAAUUAGAGAGAUCUGUAACUGCCCACCACUUUCUGGACCAGACCCUCGAUUACUAUUCAAACUUGGCAUGAAACAUGUUCUUGAGGAAUCAGAGAAAGAAGACCUAAAUGCCACUGUUAAGAAACAGAAUAUGGAUACUCUUCCAAUUCAAAAACAGGCGCAAAUAUCAUUACAUACAUAGUUAAGAAAAAAACUGGCAGUUGAAUUGAAAUUUAUGAGACAAGAUAUAUGAAGAAUACAGCAAUCCUUAUCAUUUCUAUGUUAUUAUUUUUUUAAUGUUUAAAUGAAAAAAAAGUAUAUUCAGAGUCAAAUCAUGUAUACUACAGAUAUUAUCUAAAUUCUUCUA
This is a messenger RNA of Cynocephalus volans (Philippine flying lemur), 1833 nucleotides long. RefSeq names its product OMA1 zinc metallopeptidase (gene OMA1). Gene Ontology annotation, biological process: protein quality control for misfolded or incompletely synthesized proteins; mitochondrial protein processing. Gene Ontology annotation, cellular component: mitochondrial inner membrane. The record is from RefSeq and is a predicted model, not a curated record. The transcript is spliced from 10 exons. Bases 115 to 1668 code for a protein of 517 amino acids. Gene Ontology annotation, molecular function: metalloendopeptidase activity. Lineage: Eukaryota; Metazoa; Chordata; Mammalia; Dermoptera; Cynocephalidae.